Molecule: messenger RNA, 969 nt
Organism: Meira miltonrushii
Lineage: Eukaryota; Fungi; Basidiomycota; Exobasidiomycetes; Exobasidiales; Brachybasidiaceae
Exons: 2
Coding region: 126-887 (253 amino acids)
Biological process (GO): regulation of GTPase activity; endoplasmic reticulum to Golgi vesicle-mediated transport
Cellular component (GO): TRAPP complex; trans-Golgi network; cis-Golgi network
Source: RefSeq, a predicted model, not a curated record
UGAGAAAGUGUGUCUUGUGUUUUUCUCAUGCGCGACGCCCUGACGCACGGCCUCUUGAAGCGCGACAAGUACUGACUACUCCCAUCUUCUCAAAGCAUAACUUCUCGACACGAUACCCUUCAAAAAUGGCAAACGCAACAUCUCCUGAACCGCCCACCAGACUAUCACUUGGACAGCCAGUUCCAAUCGCAUCACAUUUUGUGCCAACGAGUAGCACCCAUAGCUCAUCUUCUUCAGCAAAUAAUGCCAAUGCUACCGCUUCUUCCUCUUCUCUCGUCAAUCCAACAUCUUUAGCACUUUCCCUACCGCAUUCCGAUCAUUCAGUUCCACUAAUGAUCGAAAUGCCAAAUGUACUACGCAAUAGUGCAAGAAGGAAUUUGAAAAAGCGUAAAAGGGUGAUCGAAGAAAUGCAAGAAGCAGGCUUAAGUGUUGAAGGAUUAACAGUUUCAGCCGGACCACAAAAUGAAGAUGAAGAAGUGAUAAAACGAUUAGAAGCAAUCGGAUCACAUAUUGGUUCAACGUUUGUCGAACGUCUUUCACGUGAACGGCCUCCGUUUUCUACAACUUUGGACGUUUUGAAAUUCAUCUGUAAGGAGCUUUGGACUGCAAUUUGGGAUAAACAAGUCGAUAAUCUCAGGACGAAUCAUCGUGGAGUUUAUGUUUUGCAGGAUAACGUUUUCAAACCUCUUUUGCGUCUUUCCGUUCCUGCUCAAGGUGUAAAUCCAUCAAGUGAAUUGGCACUUGCUUCCCGGGUUCAGCUGGCAAUGCCUACGGGUAUGAUUCGUGGUGCUUUGGCCCGUUUGGGCGUUGCUAGCACAGUAGUGGCAGAAAGUAGUCAAGUGCCACAAUGUACAUUUCAUGUCAAAACAACAACUCAAAGGUCGUAAAUGCAAUCAUUGAUGUGUGAAUUUUUUUAAAUCGUACAUGAGUAUGUAUUUGAUCGCGUCCGAAUAGUAGUACAGAAGCAUU